UGGUGGCUGCAUUUGUCGAGUGGUUGGUGGCCGCCAGGCUCGACCAGCAGGUCCUUCCAAUGCCUUCAGACUGUCCCAAUCCUUUUCGUUCACCAUUAGUCUGGCUGCACCCCAAACCCUGUGCUACAAUCCUGCUAACUGAAAAUCUUGCAUAAUGGAAUCUGAACUCAAGGUGCUCCGUAAAUCUCGUGGGGAGGCCCCAAUGGUCAUCUGCGUGGAAUGUACGGCAGGGAGUCUUCAGAAGAUGCUUGCUGAUUCUCUCACAUUGUCAUGAGACGGCAUGUACGGAAUUCUUGACCUCAUCCACACCAUCUCAUCCAAUCUUUCCCGUGGAGUAAGAAUAACCACUCAUCCUAUAUAGUUCCGCGCCCGUCCUGAAUCGCUUUUCCCCUCAACCCUCAAACCGGCACUUGCAAUGAUUCAUAUGCUAAAUUUCAUUUUUUCCUCUGUUCUAUGGCUUUAUGUCACAGUUAGCGCGACGUCCGGCAGUCCUAAUCUCCAAGUUCAUCUUACCUCAGGAACAUUCCUAGGCCAGACGUUGUCUCCUGGUAUGGACAGAUGGCUCGGUAUUCCUUAUGCACAAGCUCCCCUGGGAGACCUUCGUUUUAAGGCACCAGUUGCCAUAACUCGGCCAUCUAUAACUGUACGAAACGCGUCCACGUUCGGAAAUGCUUGCCCACAAGUACCCUCUGGGAGUUUAGGUGCUCCUACGUCGGAGGAUUGUCUAUUCUUGAAUGUAUGGCGUCCUGCGGGAACUGGCGUUGAUGCAAAACUUCCUGUCUUGUUAUGGAUUCAUGGUGGUUCUUUCAUGACAGGCGCUGCAUCUGACCCUUCGUGGGAUCCGACUCGGAUUAUUCAGAGAAGUGUACCUGUCGGAAAGCCGAUUGUCUUUGUGUCCAUGUGGGUCAGAUUUGGCCAUGUAUUUUUGGAUCAUGCUAAGUUCGUCCUCGGCAGCAACUAUCGACUUAAUACUUUUGGUUUCGUGAGUCACAUUAACACACGCCCGUAUGGCUCCGUUAACGACUCUGCUCAGCUAUCAACGUCACACCUCGCGCCUCAGGACCUCAAUGCGGGUCUUCACGAUCAGAGAAUGGCUUUCGAGUUCAUCCAAAAUAACAUCGCCAUGUUCGGAGGAGACCCUUCCAAGGUCACCAUCUGGGGACAGUCGGCUGGCGCGGGGAGUUCGGAAUCCCAUGUUGUCUUCCCGGCUACCAGAAGUCUUUUUCGUGCUGCAAUCUUGAAUUCUCCGACUGGGCCCAUUAAGAAUUGUCCACCUGCCAGCCGCUACGACGAUCCUGGAUUACCAUUCGCACGUUUGCUUAACCUGACUCAAUGUACUGCUGGUCCAGGUGUCAUUUCGUGUUUACAGGGCAUGUCUUUCGAGGCACUACAGAAUGUCUCCCUGACCAUGACAGGGGAGGCUCUCAAUGGUCAACUUUGGGAGCCUUCCGUUGGUCCGCCAGGUAGCUUCAUCACUCUCCGGCCUUCGCUACAAAUUGCAAGCGGUAACUUUUUGCACAUUCCGAUCCUCGCUGGAACAAAUGUGAAUGAAGGUACUACGUUCAGUCAAUCGGUUCGCAACCUCAGCAUUUCCCCGGAACAAGAAGAUCCUGCUUUCGACAACUUCAUUAGAAAGCUUAUGGUUGAUCCUGCGCCUAUUACUACUGACGUCCUGGAUACUAUCCAUGAGCUGUUUCCCGCUAAUUCCACUGCCAAUGGAGCACCCUUUGCUACCGGUGACUCUCUCUUCGAUAGAGCGGAAGCAUGGUACACGAAUCAAAACUUCCAUGGGCCAAGGCGAUUAUUGUUCAACAAGGCUGCGUCGCUUGGACAGAAGCUGUUUGCAUACGCCUUCCGAGAGUUCAUACCAGGAAAUCAACGUUCACUUGGAGUUUUCCAUGGUUCCGAACUCUCUUUACUAUUUGGACCUGUGCCUAAUCCCGUAGAAAACGCAUUUGCAAACCAAAUGCUUGAUUUUUACAUCAAUUUCGUGAACGAUAUGGAUCCUGGAGGAGGUUGGCCAGAGUUUGAUCUCACGACUAAGAGUGUCCUGCAGUUAUUGCGAGACAAUGUCACGAUCAUCCCGGACGAUUUUUUGCUAGACCAAACGAAUUUCCUGAUUGAACCGCGGGUCUUGGCUGAAUUUCAGAAGUAGCCAUUGGAAUCGGUUGUUUACAACGAGGUUGCUUAGGCUAUGACUAUCCGAAUUCCAUGUAUCUCAGCGAAGUAGCCGGCUGUGCAUGUAUAGCUGGGUAACCAACCAGAUAUCCGCUUGACCUUAUACACGAAUAGGAUCCACAGUGAGUACAUGUUGUCAAUUUGUAUACGAACAUCUUGGCUGCGAUCAAGAGUUCCAAUUGGACGUCAUUACGUGUUGGACGGAUUCUUUCUCAAGUGAUGCACCUUUAACUGCUUCCCGUCUAGAAGUCUGGGUUCCUCAGGAACAUCCCCAUGUUACACCAGCUAACUUCGGACAAUGCACUGGCCGAGCUAUAAACACAUUCGUCAUGA
Messenger RNA from Somion occarium, 2511 nucleotides. NCBI's taxonomy places the organism in Eukaryota, Fungi, Basidiomycota, Agaricomycetes, Polyporales, Cerrenaceae. The record is from the annotation of a GenBank genome assembly.